GUUUUGUACGCGACGCCCCGACUUCGAUAUUUUCUUUCUCUCCUUCCCUCUCCCUGCUCCUACGCCCUCCGAUCGUUUUUCGCGAACACCAAACCUUAAUCUUACAAAACUACCUUCUACAGAUAUAUAUAUAUUUUUUUUUGGGUCGAGAAAAGCUUUUUUAAUUUUUGUUUCUGUUUGGGCAUUUUUGGUUUGGGGUUGUCUUAAGUUUAUUCCGUUUUCUGAUUCUACUUAGAUCCCAUAUUCUCAUCUCAUAUUCUCCCCUCCUCUCUCUUUCCCUCUUGUUGUUUCGGAUCUAUCUAUGCUUACACCCCCAAAACCCGCUUCUUCAUAUAAUCUGUUUCAUCAUCAACAGCUAUAUCGCCUUCUUCAUCAUCAUCAUCAUUAGCAGUUAAUAACAACAGAGGAAGAAAACAAAAAAAUGGAUUAUGCAGAGAAGAUGCAGAAGUGCCAUGAAUAUGUAGAGGCUUUAGAGGAAGAAAAGCGUAAGAUUCAUGUCUUUCAACGCGAGCUUCCUUUGUGUUUAGAGCUUGUCACGCAAGCGAUCGGGGCAUGUCGGAGGGAGUUAUCGGGUACGACGACGGAGUACAUGCAUGGGCAAUCGGAGUGCUCGGAGCAGACGUCCUGUGAAGGAACUAGACCUGUGCUUGAGGAAUUUAUUCCCAUCAAGAAGACUAACUCUUCUUCUGAUAAUGAUAAAGAUAAUAAUGAUCAAGAGAAAUAUUCAUACAAGCGAAACAAGAACAGCAACACCAUCAACGACAAGAACAGUAGUGAUCAUAAGAAGAAAUCUGAUUGGCUUAGAUCUGUCCAGUUGUGGAAUCCAUCCCCAGAUCCAUCUCCCAGAGAGGAUGUGCCUAGAAAGGCAGUGGUGUCGGAGGUGAAGAGGAAUGGGGCUGCAUUUCAGCCAUUUCAGAAAGAGAAAACUACAGGGAAGAGUAUUAAAACUAUUGCCAAAACCCCAUCCUCAGUGCCGGCUUCGGCAACCAGUUCGACGGCGGAUACGGGAACAGAAGGUAUUGUUGCUGGAAGUAGCAGAAAAGAAGAGAAAGAGGGGGAAAGUCAAAGAAAGCAAAGGCGGUGUUGGUCACAGGAGUUGCAUAGGCGCUUCUUGCAUUCCCUUCAACAGCUUGGUGGUUCACAUGUUGCAACGCCAAAGCAAAUCAGGGAGCUAAUGAAGGUGGAUGGACUGACUAAUGAUGAAGUGAAGAGCCAUUUACAGAAAUACCGUUUGCAUACAAGAAGACCAAGCCCCACAAUCCACAAUAACAGCAAUCCACAAGCACCUCAAUUUGUAGUUGUUGGGGGCAUAUGGGUGCCACCACCUGAAUAUGCAGCAGUGGCUCCAACAACAGCAUCAGGGAAAACAGCCACCAUAGCUGCUGCAGCCAACGGAAUCUAUGCACCAGUGGCUGCACCGCCACCCACUGUCCCUCAAACGCUACAAAAGCAGCAACAUACGCAAUCUGAGCAGAUGCAAUUAGAAGAAAGAGGUAGCCAUAGUGAAGGUGGUUUUCGUGCUAAUUCCCCUGCUACAUCUUCCUCCACGCAUACCACCACAAAUUCCCCUUCGUUUUGAUCAUUAUAACAUGAAAAUGGUGUAAAAUUUUGUAACCAAAUAAUAGAAAAAGCCUAUUAUGUGACAUAGACACCAUUCGAAUUGAGACUUUUUUUAAUUUAGGUAAUUUUAGGUGAAUUAGCGUGCCAUUUGAAUAAAUGGGUCCCUUGUACUUCA
Molecule: messenger RNA, 1735 nt
Organism: Hevea brasiliensis (rubber tree)
Lineage: Eukaryota; Viridiplantae; Streptophyta; Magnoliopsida; Malpighiales; Euphorbiaceae
Product: transcription factor HHO3-like
Exons: 5
Coding region: 422-1579 (385 amino acids)
Biological process (GO): regulation of DNA-templated transcription
Molecular function (GO): DNA binding; DNA-binding transcription factor activity
Source: RefSeq, a predicted model, not a curated record